AUGCCACCCGCAAGAAAGAAUGCUCCCACCAGAAACUCAGGCCCGUGGUCAUGCUCACGAAUCCUCAAUUCAUCCUCGCCCUUGGCUUCAAAGGAGAUUCUGCCCUUCCUCGUCACCUGCAUCUCAGGUUGGAACUCAGACUACGACGAAACUCAGAAAAAGGUCAUCAUCGACAGCCUGCCGGAGAAGUACCGAAAGUACCACUCCGACAACUCCGGCCACCUCCUCUGUCCCAUUUCUCCCGAGUUCCUGCUCGAGGACCCAUAUUUCAGAAGCGCUGUGGCCAAAUUCAAGACUAAUCUUGCCGAUGGCUUCUACGAAAAGACUUGGCAGAACCAGGCAGCAAAGGCAAGCCAGGAGAGGGAACAAGGCAAAUUCGCCAACUAUCUGCGAGAGAAGGCAGAAGCGGACUUUGGACUUGGAGACUGCAUCAAAGAAACAUAA
Exophiala bonariae is the source of this 444-nucleotide messenger RNA. RefSeq lists its product as uncharacterized. NCBI's taxonomy places the organism in Eukaryota, Fungi, Ascomycota, Eurotiomycetes, Chaetothyriales, Herpotrichiellaceae. The coding region runs from base 1 to 444 and encodes 147 amino acids. The record is from RefSeq and is a predicted model, not a curated record. The transcript has a single exon.